This is a messenger RNA of Glycine soja, 1257 nucleotides long. RefSeq names its product protein PHLOEM PROTEIN 2-LIKE A1-like. The transcript is spliced from 4 exons. The record is from RefSeq and is a predicted model, not a curated record. Lineage: Eukaryota; Viridiplantae; Streptophyta; Magnoliopsida; Fabales; Fabaceae. The coding region runs from base 553 to 1128 and encodes 191 amino acids.
UCCCUCAGUAGAGAUUCCAACCUGGUCCUUUCCGCAAGGCCUAACUCUGGUUGAUUAGUUUAUUUAUUUUCUUACGACCAAAACGAAUUCUCCUAGUGUCUGGACCUCAAGUCAACCUUGGUUCUGGACCACACAUCGUAACAUCAUCGAGUGUCUGAUCUCGUUCGCACCCUGCUUCUUAGUCCUCUCUCUCACCAUUUAACAAUUACACUGAUGGGGAGAGGAGAAAUUGUUUGUUGAUUUGGUAUAUUGGGGACCAUAACCAUUCCUUAUGUUUUAAAUCUAUUAGUAUUUUCAUUAUCUCCUAAUGGGUCAAACUGGUUUCCGUUUAUAAAUAACUAAUAUAAAUAUUAUAAUAUAGUAUGUAGUCCAUAUUAAUUAAUUAGGAAUUAUAAAAUUCCUAACAAUUAUUUCUUUAAUUACAACUUAUGUCUUGCUAAUAAUUAGAGUCUUUAAAAUUGAAUCAACUCUAAAUGUUAUGCAUUUAAAACAUUAAUUACCUAGGAAGAAAAAUGGGAGGUUGUCUAUCAUCGAAGCCUAAGGCAGUAGAUAAUGGCUCAGCUUCCGGCAAUACCAACUGUUUCAUGCUGUAUGCGAGAGCACUCUCAAUCACAUGGGGAGAAACUCCAGAAUAUUGGAUAUGGGUUCAGCAGAAAGAAGCAAGGAGUGCAUUUGUUCCCGACUGAAAUAUAUAUAUAUAUAUAUAUAUAUAUAAAGACAUUACAGACCUUGGAAAGCAUAAGGAAUGCCUCGAACAGUGGCACAAUAAUAGAGUUGGCUAAACUAAAAAAAGUUUGCUGGCUAGAAGUGCGUGGGAAAUUUGACAUUAGAAAGCUUUUACCAGGAAUUCUAUAUCAAGUGUCAUUUCUAAUAAUGUUGGAAGAUUCAUCUGAAGGUUGGGAAGUUCCAAUAAAUGUUAGACUUGUCCUUCCUGGAGGAAAGAGACAACAGCACAAGGUAAAUUUAAACGAGAAGUUAAGGGAGAAUUGGAUGGAGAUUCUAGUAGGUGAGUUUGUGGCAUCUGAAAAAGAUGGUGGUGAGAUGGAUAUCUCUAUGUAUGAAUAUGAAGGUGGCAUGUGGAAGAGUGGGCUAGUCAUCCAAGGUGUUGUCAUCAAACCAAAGAACUAAGUAUUAAAAUAGAUAUAUUAUGAAGUCGAUGCCAUAAAUGAUAAUUUGUAUUACUAGUAAUAAAGCUUUUGGAUUGAUGAAGUGUGCUAAUAUCAUUACUUAAAUAGGAUAUAGCAGUUUGUUGUGUAA